Messenger RNA from Boleophthalmus pectinirostris (great blue-spotted mudskipper), 557 nucleotides. Its product is annotated as coiled-coil and C2 domain-containing protein 2A-like. The transcript has 5 exons. The record is from RefSeq and is a predicted model, not a curated record. Gene Ontology annotation, cellular component: ciliary transition zone. The coding region runs from base 1 to 375 and encodes 124 amino acids. Gene Ontology annotation, biological process: non-motile cilium assembly; protein localization to ciliary transition zone. NCBI's taxonomy places the organism in Eukaryota, Metazoa, Chordata, Actinopteri, Gobiiformes, Gobiidae.
AUGACGCUUCCAGCGCCAGUUAUGUCCAAGCAGGAAAAUGCGUACUUUAGUGGAUUGGGGGACUCAGCUAAAGACUUCCAGAUCUUCUCUCAUCACCCCCUCUUCAGCCACGAGCCCGUCCUGGGAUCACGUCUAGUCCAACUCUACGACCAGUAUCUCAACAGGAAACACAAUAACCUCACUGGGCACCUCAUUGAGAAGUUGAAAGGGUUAAGAUCUGCACUACAAAAUAUGGUCGAGAUUCACGGAGGGGAAAAUUUGACUGAGGCUGGGCAGAAGAGGAUCUCAGAGUACAACGUGGAGAUCAAUUGCAGGGACACCCAUCAGUUGCGAGACCCUGAACAAGACCAAGACUCUGUUGAAGAAUAUUAUUAAAGUUUGGAAAGACUUGAAAACCCUGAGAGACUUUCAGAAGUUCACCAACACACCAUACAGACUCCAGCUCAGACAAGAGAUAUUAGACCCUGAAAUGGAUGAGCAGAAGUAUGAGAGGGAGAUCAUGGCGGAGGUGAUAGAGUUGGAGUUAGAAGCUGAACAGGAGUAUAAAAGAAAGUGGG